AUGAGCCAGGGGCAGCCGAGGAGGCCGUCCGGCCACCAGGAGACGAGCGGAGAGCAGGGCGCCGUCCGCUACGGCGACGUGUUCCCGGCGGUGAGCGGGGGCCUCGCGGAGAAGCCCGUGGCGCCGCAGGACGCGGCCACGAUGCAGUCAGCGGAGAACCUGGUGUUCGGACACACGCUCAGGGGCGGACCGGCGGCAGCCAUGCAGUCCGCGGCCACCGCCAACGAGCGCAUGGGCGCCGUCGGGCACGACCAGGCCACGGACGCCACCGCCGUGCAGGGCGUCACCGUCUCCGAGACCCGCGUCCCGGGCGGCCGCAUCGUCACCGAGUUCGUCGCGGGUCAGGCCGUCGGCCAGUACCUCGCGCGGGACGACGAUGGUGCCACGGCUGGUGGAGGCGCCUCUGCUGGCGCGGUGGAUAAGGAUACGACGAAUGUGACGAUCGGCGAGGCGCUCGAGGCGACGGCGCUUGCGGCAGGUGACGCGCCGGUGGAGCGCAGCGACGCGGCCGCCAUCCAGGCGGCGGAGGCACGCGCCACGGGGCUGGACGCGAACGUGCCCGGCGGCCUGGCCGCGCAGGCGCAGUCCGCCGCCGCGGGCAACGCGUGGGCGUGGCGCGACGAGGACAAGGCCACGCUCGGCGACGUCCUCGCGAACGCGACGGCGAGGCUGGUGGCAGACAAGCCGGUGGAGAGCGCCGACGCGCUGGGGGUGGCUGGCGCGGAGAACCGCAACAGGGACGACGGGACGGCGAGGCCAGGAGGCGUGGCCGCGUCCAUGGCUGCGGCCGCACGGCUCAACCGUGACGAGGCGGUCUGGGAGUGA
Molecule: messenger RNA, 825 nt
Organism: Miscanthus lutarioriparius
Lineage: Eukaryota; Viridiplantae; Streptophyta; Magnoliopsida; Poales; Poaceae
Source: the annotation of a GenBank genome assembly